GCGAAUUCAAAAAAGGCAGAGAGCUUUAUUUGUGUGGUAACAGAGAGAAAUUCUAGGGACUGUGGAGUUAUCUGACCGUGGCGUGUGAGUAGUCUACAGGUUGGGAGUCACGCGAACGGGAAACAGAGAAGAAGCAAGGGGAAAACCAGAGGUCAAAAUGGGCACCAGCGAGAGCAAGGUCAAGGUCGCUGUGGCAACACCCAAACUGGAGCCCCCCAGCCGGCCCGUGAGGAACAAGCACCUUCAGAGCGUGAUCGACCCUCGCUCCCCCAGUGCUGGUAUUGACAGAACACCGAUCCAGGUGGGUGCUGUCAGCAGCCUCACCCCUGUGAGGGGGGGGCUCUCUGAGGGUGCAGUCCUGGAAGACGACCCCCGCUCCCCCACGCUUGGUAUUUCCCGCACCCCGAUGAAAGAUAUCAUGGCAGCUACGGUGACCUCCUUUGUUCGGCGGCUGAACGAUCUCUUCCUCGACGAGGAAGGCAGGGCAGAGGAGGGCGCCCCCGAAACGGUCCCACGAGAUCCCUACCCUGGGGUGCAGGACGAGCCCUUUGUGGCCCCACCGGCCCUUUCUGAAACCCCCCAACUGGAUUCUCCGGGGGCCGUACCCCAAAACCUACAGGCGGGGGCACAAGUGUGCCGUGAGCCCUCCCGAUUCGGUUGCGGCUCGCCCGCGAAAGACGUUCCUCGUUUCCAGACACCCCUCCUGCCGGGAAGCUUGGGAAUUGAUGCCGGAGUUCUACAGACAUCUCAUGUGCUGAACAGUCCUGAACCAGACAAGACGGAAAACCCUGAGCCGAUGGGAGAGCCUGCAGGACCCGAAAUAGGGGAGCUCAUGGAGUGUGGCGGGAGAGAGACCAAAGACGGGGUGCCCAGGGAGGGGAACGAGUCAUCCGAGUCGGGGUGUGAGCAGCCUCAAAGCCAAGAAAUGGGGUUACACCUUGAGUCCUGCCCCCCCUUUGGUAGCGGCCUCCAGCAGAGUGUGCCCCAAAACGGGGAAGAGGAGGCUCCCCCUCUUCCAAGCUCAACUUCUCCAAGAAAUGCCACGGUCUCUGGUGCAGAACCCCAAAGCUGUGAAACGGAGCCGCACCUGGCAUCCCAACGUCCCGACAAUUCCGGGGUCGGCUCUGACGUGGCGAAGGCGGAAGGCGGGAAACCCGCCGGCUGUCAAGAUGGUCACCUCGCCUUGCGGCCACAGUGGCUGAGGUCGGGUUUUGGGGUAACGGGGAAGGGGGUCCCCCCAGAGAGCCACAGGGCGGUCCCACAGGAUUCAAACCGAACGCCAGACAGGGCCACGGCGGGACAUCGGGGAGCAAAGCAUGCUGGGAGUGGCGUUAAGGACCGGGCGUCACGUUGCAAGAAAGAGAAGACUACCAAAGUGCUGCUGGGUGAGGGCCGCUCUCCACUGCAGAUUCUGAAAGAGACCAACUCACCUCGGGAAAGACCGCUGCAGAUGAAGAAACAGCCCCCUCUGCUGGUCAGAGAAGGAAGGGUCACCCCUGACAGGCACAGUCAGGCUGCAACACUGAAUAAGGAGAAUCGGAUGAGGUAGUCGGGGAGAGAAAGAUGAACAGAUAGUGCCUGAUGGGGAGACAGAGGUGUGCCCCUCUGUCAUUAACACUACACAAGCUCUUGGCCUCCACAUCCACGUCUCUAAAUAUGUUCUGCUCUUUAUCAAGAAGUCCUGUUAGUCGUAGCUCUGUGCGUCCUGAUUCUCUCCCACUGCCUUUGCUGGGAUCUUUCUCUGUGUCAAGUCAGUCUUUGUCUUUUUAAUUCGAGUUGUAAAUAAACAAAUCCUGUAAAUAAACUCCUUCCGAGAUUGA
This is a messenger RNA of Lepisosteus oculatus (spotted gar), 1820 nucleotides long. RefSeq names its product cell division cycle associated 3 (gene cdca3). Lineage: Eukaryota; Metazoa; Chordata; Actinopteri; Semionotiformes; Lepisosteidae. The record is from RefSeq and is a predicted model, not a curated record.